CGUCUGGGCUGUGACAACAUGCUGGAGUCUCCUCAGCAGGAGGACCCCUGCCUGCAGUGUGGGGGGAACGGACAGUCCUGCUACCAGGUCAAGAACAGCUUCUCUGUCCGCGACCUGCCAACUGGCUACAACCAGAUGUUCAUCAUCCCUGUUGGAGCCACAACCAUCAGCAUCAGAGAAACAGUCGCCACACGCAACUACCUGGCUAUCAAGAACCUGCGGGGUGAGUACUACCUCAAUGGCCACUGGGUAAUUGAGUUCUCCAGGGCGGCACCCAUUGCUGGAACAAUGCUGUACUACCAGCGAGGAGCCGAGGGUGACAACGUCCCCGAGACCAUCAUUGGCCGCGGCCCCACCACCGAACCCCUGGUCGUUGAGCUGAUCAGCCAGGAGCCAAACCAAGGAGUAGAUUAUGAGUAUUAUCUUCCUAACGGACGCUCCAGAGAGGGAUACUACUGGAGUUUUGGAUCCUGGUCUACCUGCAGCAAAGAGUGUGGAUCAGGCUACCAGUCUCGUCUGGUCUUCUGCACCAUCGAUAACGAGUCCUACCACGACUAUCUCUGCGCAUCUCUGCCGAGGCCUCAGACCAACCGCACAUGCAACCCCCAGGCGUGCCCUCAGACUCGCAG
This is a messenger RNA of Plectropomus leopardus (leopard coralgrouper), 629 nucleotides long. NCBI's taxonomy places the organism in Eukaryota, Metazoa, Chordata, Actinopteri, Perciformes, Serranidae. The record is from RefSeq and is a predicted model, not a curated record.